Linum tenue is the source of this 266-nucleotide messenger RNA. Lineage: Eukaryota; Viridiplantae; Streptophyta; Magnoliopsida; Malpighiales; Linaceae. The record is from the annotation of a GenBank genome assembly.
UGGUGGAUCUCCACCAUUCGAGUGAGCUCUGUAUCGAUCAAGUGCCCACCUUGAUUAUGGUCGAGUUGCUAUCUAUUAUAUUGUUCAAGCCUCUUUCCGAUUUCGUGUUGAAGUUGAUGGUCCACACUAAACACCCAUACCUCGAAGCUUUUUCGAUGUUGUCACAUUUUCGGAGAAGUUUCAAAUUUUGGAGAAGGACCUCAGUCGAGCCUCAUUGGCGGUUCUACCUUCGGCAGUUUGAGGCCCUAAAUUGUGGAGCUAUCAUG